This is a messenger RNA of Trypanosoma cruzi, 3114 nucleotides long. Its product is annotated as protein kinase, putative. Gene Ontology annotation, molecular function: ATP binding; protein kinase activity. NCBI's taxonomy places the organism in Eukaryota, Euglenozoa, Kinetoplastea, Trypanosomatida, Trypanosomatidae. The transcript has a single exon. Gene Ontology annotation, biological process: protein phosphorylation. Bases 1 to 3114 code for a protein of 1037 amino acids. The record is from RefSeq and is a predicted model, not a curated record.
AUGAGUGACGAGGAUAGUGGGGAGUAUUUGGAUACACUGGCGAACAGGCGUCUUCCCUCGACAUUAGUGAGUAAUUUAUGUGACAAUGACGGCGACGCGGAUACGUUAAACAGUAGCACCUCUACCGCGGGGCCACCGGGCUUUCGUCGGACAGGUCGCUACCAAAACCGCCCCUGGGAGACUGGAUCUAACACAAGCUGCAGUUCCCCCAGCAGUGCGACGCAGCAAAGAUACGGGCGAACUGGUGCAUUCAAAAAUAAUGGAAGCUACCGUUCCGUGUACUCGAAUAAACAGUGCUCGACAGGCAAAAGACGCAGUAUGAGUAAUGCCAGCACAGUCGUCAGCCUCAUUGGUAGCGUCCCUGAGUGGAGCCGAUCAUUCUGUCUCUUUAAUCCAUGGCGGGCGGCUGCAGCGUCGCGAUCAUCGUUCCACUAUGCUAACCAAGCGUUGUUUGCUGGGAAACAUGUUGUUCCAGGCCCUGGGGGAUCAUUGUCGUCAAGCAUAACCCCUGGAGCAGCACCGAUAGGACUUGAAAAUCACCGCCGUUCUGUCUCUUUUGGUGUGUCGCAGAAUCAUAAUGUUGGGCCCGGUGGAGAAGGUUAUGCUGGCCGCAGCACAAGUACACUCUUUUAUACUGGCCACUUGUCACCUUCCUCUGUGUCAACUAGUCCAAUCAUCGGGGGCCAUCGAAGUGGGCGUCAAUCUAUGCUGUGGGGAACAUCAACUCCUACAAUGACGGCGUUCCAUGCGGUUGGUGGUGCGGCGUGGCAGCUUGGUAAAGGAGUUACAGGGAAUAUUUCACCUGCAAGGAAGGAGUUAGCAACGCUGUUACCUUCAUUUUGUUCUUAUUUGAGUCUGGUUGGAAAGCCAGUUAUCAGCGGUAAUGCUGACCACCCGAUGGAUAUGCGUAAGGGACCACUGAUUGGGGUAGGAGGAUUUGCCAAGGUGUAUGCUGGCAUGGAUUGCGUGAGUGGAAGGCUUGUAGCUAUCAAGGAGAUAAAUAUUGCGGAGAUUAAUGAUCAAGCGGCAUUAAAUGCGAUUGGUAAAGAAUUUGGCUUACUUAAAUCUCUUCGACAUCCCAAUAUUGUGUCAUAUCAACUUUUUGAACAUAGCGCGUCACAGAAGGUAUGCCGCAUUGUCAUGGAGUUGCUUACCGGCGGCUCGACGCUGGCUCUCCUUGAAAAAUACGGUCCACUAAGAGAACCUAUUCUCCGCAAAUUUGCCCGUCACCUUCUAGAAGCCAUUGCAUUUAUCCACAAGGAGGGCAUUUCACAUCGAGAUAUUAAACCGGCGAAUAUUCUUGUAAGCGACCGUGGUGUCGUGAAGUUGUGUGAUUUUGGUUGUAGUAAACGUGUGAAUGAGCUGAGCAAAUCUACAAACUGCGUCAUUGGGACUCCUCUUUACAUGUCCCCUGAAUUUAUUAAAGGCGAAUUUAAUCCUAAGUCAGACAUUUGGUCUAUGGCAUGCUCGCUUUUUGAAUUAGGGACCGGUCUGUUGCCGUGGCACCAUGCGAAAGUUCGUGACAACCUCCCACUUAUGUUUUAUAUCACCACUACAAGUGAAACGCCACUCACAAAUCUUCCACAGGACGAUGUCCAGGAAUUCAGUCUUGAAUUUAAGGACUUUAUGGAACAGUGCUUUAUCAGAGAUGUGAAACAGAGACCCGAUGCAGCGGAUUUAUUGGAUCACCCGUGGAUAAAGGGUGCUCGUUUGAGCCCGGCGCACAACUCUUUUUCCGUUCCUUUUCCUGGCGGUGCUAACAGUCCUACUUGGCCAUUGGUAACACGUCCGGCCGAGGAAGAGUUCUUCUGUCAGUAUGAGCUCGAGGAAGUGGCAGCUUAUAUUUCAGUUGAUAUGUGCAGCGCGUGGAUGUUGAAAAUUGGUACGGGUCUGCCCUCUAUCUUGUUUUCCUCUCAAAUGCAUCAGCAGCAGCAGCAGCAACAAUCGCAAUCGCAGCAACAUUAUCUGUCAUUGCAGACGGAUAUUCGUUCUAGAAGCGAGGAAAUAUCACCACAACAAAAUCCAAUAGAACAACGUCAUUUGGAAUCACAGGGAGCGAUAUCAGGCAGCCAAUGUCACAGUCCAGCGGUGAGCUCCCGUGGUGGUGGCUGGGUUUCCGUAAGUCCUACUGUCACAGUAGAUGCCGCGCAGAAUGAUCAAUUUAAUUACUCAAUUCCAUUAGGGGCGUCGGAAGGGCGUUUUGUCCUACCAUCUUACAGUACAUCCAUGAUGCUUCCUUCAGCAGCACAGUACCUUCGUAUUAAUGCUGAUGGCAGCCUUGACUUUGUCCCGGUGGAUGAGGAAACGGUGGAGGUGGAUGCCGAUGUGGAUGACGCGUUUGCUUACUCUCAUGAACACUUCUUUAACCGAUCUCCUAGCUCUAAUUUUGCAUUUAGAAGCAGCUCACCCCCUGGUGUUGCUGCAACUGUGCACGCUCAUGAGGGACAUUCUCGUCAUUGCAGCCCUGGUAACCUCAAUAACAACAUUAGUCAUUCCGCCAUUUCUGCUGGAAGGAGCCCUGCUAAUCGCAAUGCCCGUCAUGGACCUGCGGUUUAUAAUCAGAGUAUGUCUUUGAUGUCCAACUCAUCCUUUCCAUCUCGUGGAGUUUCACCAUCACGUCGUUCGCAAACCGCGUCAACGGCAUCGCUGACAGCCUCUCAGCACCUUCCGACUCUUCUUAUGAUGACUGGCUCAAUAUCUGUUUUCGCUGGGGCUUCUAUGAACCACAGCAGUGAUGAUGUCUCAGCAGAAGCUCAGGGUGGUGUGCCAUCUAGCUCAACUCUAUCCCGUUUUCCAGAUAGCAUUCGUGAUGCAGGAGGUCGCUUACAUAUGUCGCUUUCCGUUCCAACAGGAGGUUCAGAUCGCCGUGUGAAUAUUGAGCUUAGUGUUGACCCGGAAGACGUACAUUGCAAAUAUAUUGAACGUCGACCAAGUUACGUGGUGGCGUUUAGUGAAGACAUUAGGGCUCAGCUUGCUGCCAAGAUGAACGAACUGGCACCGAGCAGUGUGAGCAGCCCAAUUGAAAGUCAAUGGGCUUGGGCAGGGAGUAGUACAAGUCGUUGCGUUUCUCGUAGUGCGCAAGCACUCAGUAGCCAGUCUUUUUCUCCUAGGUAG